GGGCUUCUUAUGUGGAGUACAUAAAAGGAGACCCAAGUCACCGCCUGAUCACCGCCUGAUAUUAGAUCAGGCGGUCUCCCAACCUUAGGAUGGGACAGCAGCACAUUCUUUUAACCUAGGAGUGCCGCCAAGAUGAAGUCUUUCCUCGCUCCUCUGGUCUAUGCCACAGUAGCGCUGGCGGCAAGCCGCACAUCCGCGCCCAAUGGAUGCUUGACUGUCACGAAGUCGCCUGGCAGCGGCCAGUACGGCACGGUCCAGCAGGCCGUCGACGCCCUUUCUACCUCGGCCUCUGGCACGCAAUGCAUUUUCAUCGACCAAGGGACCUAUGACGAACAAGUCCUGGUCCCUGAGCGGACCGCCCAGCUGACCAUUUACGGUUAUACGGCGGACACAAGCAGCUACGCCGGCAACAAGGUGACCAUCACCGCCAGCAAGAGCCAGGCCAACGGCCUCAACAACGAUGAAACCGCGACUCUCCGCAUCAAGGCCAAGAACUUCAAGCUCUACAACGUGAAUGUCGCCAACGCUUACGGCAAGGGCAGCCAAGCCGUGGCCCUAAGCGCGUACGCCGACAGCGGAUACUAUGGCUCUCAGUUCACUGGGUUCCAGGACACCGUCCUCAGCCAGUCGGGCAACCAGCUAUACUCGAAAUGCCUAAUCCAAGGCGCUACCGACUUCGUUUUCGGCCAGAGGGCUAUGAGCUGGUUCGAGCAGUGCGACCUCCGCCUCGUUUCCGCCUCCGUUGGCUACAUCACUGCCAACGGCCGCCAGAGUGCAUCCGACAGCUCCUACUACGUUUUCAACAGCUGCAACAUCGCCGCCGCCGCCGGAAACAACGUUUCCGCCGGAGCCUACUUCCUCGGGCGCCCUUGGAGGCAGUUUGCUCAAGUCGUGUUCCAGAAGACAACCAUGUCGAACGCCAUCAACUCCGCAGGCUGGGCGACGUGGAACGCCGGCGACAACCGCACCAGCAACGUUCUCUUUGGCGAGUACCAGAACACCGGUAUCGGGUCGCAGGGCACUCGCGCCAGCUUCUCCAAGAAGCUCGGCUCGGCUGUAUCUAUUUCAAGCAUCCUGGGGGACACCUACACCAGCGCGGGAUACUAUGAUGCUGCCUACAUGUAGGAAGUGCACCAAAGCGGGUUCUCCCCCCCCUGCGCUAUACGCGGGCGUGGUGGUCAGAUUUCUUCGUACAUAUACUUUUUCUGCCCAAUCGUAGUAUAUAUUAAUCACAACGCCAUCCCAGACGGAAGUCAAU
Molecule: messenger RNA, 1258 nt
Organism: Colletotrichum navitas
Lineage: Eukaryota; Fungi; Ascomycota; Sordariomycetes; Glomerellales; Glomerellaceae
Product: pectinesterase
Exons: 2
Coding region: 133-1125 (330 amino acids)
Biological process (GO): cell wall modification; pectin catabolic process
Molecular function (GO): pectinesterase activity
Source: RefSeq, a predicted model, not a curated record